Molecule: messenger RNA, 1693 nt
Organism: Nannospalax galili (Upper Galilee mountains blind mole rat)
Lineage: Eukaryota; Metazoa; Chordata; Mammalia; Rodentia; Spalacidae
Gene: Akt1
Product: AKT serine/threonine kinase 1
Exons: 13
Coding region: 90-1535 (481 amino acids)
Biological process (GO): protein phosphorylation
Molecular function (GO): protein serine/threonine kinase activity; ATP binding
Source: RefSeq, a predicted model, not a curated record
AGGCUGUGGCCAGGCCGGUGAGUUCAGCUUGCUGAGAGGCGACUUGGAGCAUCCCUGGUUUACCCCUGCCGGUGGGGGCUACGGAUAUCAUGGACGACGCCGUAGCCAUUGUGAAGGAGGGCUGGCUGCACAAACGAGGGGAAUACAUCAAGACCUGGCGGCCUCGCUACUUCCUCCUCAAGAACGAUGGUACCUUUAUUGGCUACAAGGAGCGGCCUCAGGAUGUGGAGCAGCGUGAGACCCCCCUCAACAACUUCUCAGUGGCACAAUGUCAGCUGAUGAAGACAGAGCGGCCGAGGCCCAACACCUUCAUCAUCCGUUGCCUGCAGUGGACCACGGUCAUCGAGCGUACCUUCCAUGUGGAGACGCCUGAGGAACGGGAGGAGUGGACCACUGCCAUCCAGACUGUGGCUGAUGGACUCAAGAGGCAGGAGGAAGAGACGAUGGACUUCCGAUCAGGUUCCCCCAGUGACAAUUCGGGGGCUGAAGAGAUGGAGGUGUCUCUGGCUAAGCCCAAGCACCGUGUGACCAUGAAUGAGUUUGAGUACCUGAAGCUGCUGGGCAAGGGCACCUUUGGGAAGGUGAUCCUGGUGAAGGAGAAGGCCACAGGCCGUUACUAUGCCAUGAAGAUCCUCAAGAAGGAGGUCAUCGUUGCCAAGGAUGAGGUGGCCCACACACUCACCGAGAACCGUGUCCUGCAAAACUCUAGGCAUCCCUUCCUCACGGCCCUGAAGUACUCAUUCCAGACCCACGACCGCCUCUGCUUUGUCAUGGAAUAUGCCAACGGGGGUGAGCUUUUCUUCCAUCUGUCCCGUGAGCGCGUGUUUUCUGAGGACCGGGCCCGCUUCUACGGUGCGGAGAUUGUGUCGGCCCUGCACUACUUGCACGCGGAGAAGAAUGUGGUGUACCGCGACCUCAAGCUGGAGAACCUCAUGCUGGACAAGGACGGACACAUCAAGAUCACAGACUUCGGGCUGUGCAAGGAGGGUAUCAAGGAUGGCGCCACCAUGAAGACCUUCUGUGGGACGCCUGAGUACCUGGCCCCUGAGGUGCUGGAGGACAAUGACUACGGCCGAGCAGUGGACUGGUGGGGGCUGGGCGUGGUCAUGUACGAGAUGAUGUGUGGCCGCCUCCCCUUCUACAACCAGGACCACGAGAAGCUGUUUGAGCUCAUCCUCAUGGAGGAGAUCCGCUUCCCACGCACACUCGGCCCCGAGGCCAAGUCCCUGCUUUCGGGGCUGCUUAAGAAGGACCCCACACAGAGGCUUGGCGGGGGCUCUGAGGAUGCCAAGGAGAUCAUGCAGCAUCGCUUCUUUGCCAGUAUCGUGUGGCAAGAUGUGUAUGAGAAGAAGCUGAGCCCACCCUUCAAGCCCCAGGUCACCUCUGAGACUGACACCAGGUAUUUUGACGAAGAGUUCACAGCCCAGAUGAUCACUAUCACACCGCCUGACCAAGAUGACAACAUGGAGUGUGUGGAUAGUGAGCGGAGGCCGCACUUCCCUCAGUUUUCCUACUCGGCCAGUGGCACAGCCUGAGGCUGGGGCAGCAGCUGGCAGCUGUGUACUCCUCUGCAUUGCCGAGUCCCGACGCCCCGCACGGAUCAUCUGUAUCUGACGGUUUAUUUCUUGGAUGCAUUGGGGAGGAACCUUGCCAGCCUCCAGGACCAGGGGAGGAUGUCCUACUGUGGGGCAGC